Amphiprion ocellaris (clown anemonefish) is the source of this 3181-nucleotide messenger RNA. Its product is annotated as large neutral amino acids transporter small subunit 1-like. The record is from RefSeq and is a predicted model, not a curated record. Gene Ontology annotation, molecular function: neutral L-amino acid transmembrane transporter activity; L-amino acid transmembrane transporter activity. Gene Ontology annotation, cellular component: membrane. Lineage: Eukaryota; Metazoa; Chordata; Actinopteri; Pomacentridae. The transcript is spliced from 11 exons. Bases 449 to 2062 code for a protein of 537 amino acids. Gene Ontology annotation, biological process: neutral amino acid transport; amino acid transmembrane transport.
GCAGCACACAAAAACAGAUUACAGCGUCACAUGGUGGCCCCUUCCAAAUGGUGGCUUCCAGUAACCUACUUCCCCCUCUGAGGUAUCCCAUCAUUCAUCUGGAGUAGGCGUAGGCUCACGCAGCAGCAGCAGCAGCAGCAGCAGCAGCAGCAUCACAAAGGUUCAGCUCCUCCCUUGCUGUGUGCUGGAGGAAGGAGGGAGGGAGGAAGGGAGAGGAUCAGGGUCAGAUGAAUUGUAGUCUGAGUGACGGAGGAUGUGCAAAUGAAGAGGUGAACGUGUGUGAGAGAGAGGACGAAGAAACAGGGAGGGUUAGAAAGAGAGGCAGGAGGAGGAGGAAAGGGACAUAAAGAGAGGAAGGAAAAAGGGGGGCAGGAGGACACAAAAAAAGAGACAGAGCAGAGAAAAAAAAGGACAAGACAGGACAAGAGGAUCCACGCUUGGAGGGAAGAUGGCUGAGCCAGAGCUGAAAUCGAGGAGCAGCCGGGAGAGCGUUGCCAAGGCGGCGAGCCAGGAGAAGAUGGGAGCGACUGAAGCAGAACCAGACCAAGAUGGCCAAAUCGUGGAGCAUCCAGCGUCUCCAUCCUCCCCCAUGGUCCCCGUUCCCGCCGCCGCCAGCCCCACCGCCAGCCAGCCCGGCAAAGGUGAGAAGAUCGAGCUGAAACGCAGCAUCACCCUCUUCAACGGCGUGGGGAUGAUCAUCGGCACCAUCAUCGGCUCGGGCAUCUUCGUCAGCCCGACCGGCGUGGUGAAGGAGACGGGUUCAGCCGGGCUCUCGCUCGUCGUCUGGGCGGCCUGCGGCGUGGUGUCCACCAUGGGCGCCCUCUGCUACGCCGAGCUGGGCACCACCAUCACCAAGUCCGGGGGAGACUACACUUACAUCCUGGAGGUGUACGGCGAGCUGGCGGCCUUCCUGAAGCUGUGGGUGGAGAUGCUCAUCAUCCGGCCUUCCUCUCAGUACGUGGUGUCGCUGGUGUUCGCCACCUACCUGCUCAAACCUCUCUACCCCAGCUGCACCGUGCCCGAAAGCGCCGUCAAGCUCAUCGCCUGCUUGUGUCUUACCUCUCUGACGUUUGUAAACUGCAUCAGUGUCCGGGCGGCCACCAAGGUCCAGGAUCUGUUCACAGCUUCCAAACUGCUCGCUCUGGUCAUCAUCAUCCUCUUUGGCUUCAUUCAGAUCUUCACAGGUGAUGUGCCCUAUCUGACACCAGAAAAGGCAUUUGAAGGCAGUAAAAUGGGGGUGGACAACAUCGUCUUGGCUCUGUACAGCGGUCUCUUUGCUUUCGGAGGCUGGAAUUACCUGAAUUAUGUAACAGAGGAGAUGAUCAAUCCAGAGAGGAACCUGCCCUUGUCCAUCAUCAUUUCCAUGCCGAUAGUGACGAUCGUGUACGUUCUGACCAACCUGGCCUACUUCACCACCAUCCCUCCUCAGGUCAUGGUGGAGUCCGAGGCCGUUGCCGUGAGUUUUGGAGAGUACCACCUGGGUGUGAUGUCCUGGCUGAUUCCUGUCUUUGUGGGACUGUCCUGCUUCGGAGCUGUCAACGGGUCUCUGUUCACUUCAGCACGGUUGUUCUAUGCUGGAGCUCGAGAAGGUCAGCUCCCUGCUGCUCUGGGAUUAGUCCACACCGACCUGUUCACACCGGUGCCAUCCCUCAUUUUCACAUGUUUCCUGUCCAUGAUGUAUGCCAUCUCUCAGGACAUCUUCUCCGUCAUCAACCUCUUCAGCUUCUUCACCUGGCUCUGCGUUGGCAUGGCCAUCGCUGGCAUGCUCUGGCUGCGCAUCACCAAACCUGACCUCAGGAGGCCCAUUAAGGUGUAUCUGUUCAUCCCCGUCAUCUUCGUGUUGGGUUGCGUCUUCAUGAUCGUCGUGUCCUUCUGGGCGGCUCCGUUCGAGUGCCUGGUCGGCUGCAGCAUCAUUCUCACAGGAAUCCCAGCAUACCUCCUGGGCUACAAGUGGAAGAAACCUCAUGUGGUCAAGAAGAUGCUGGAAAUCUUCACCAUGUUCUGUCAGAAGAUCUUCAUGUCUGUUCCUGAGGAGAGGGAGCAGCAUGCGGCGGCGGAAUAAUGCCGGAAAACAAAGCAGACAAGACGAGAGACUGAGUCGAUUUUUUUUGUCUGAACAUUCUUGUAACAUUUACAUUCAUUCACUUGUGAAUUGGCUAUUAUAUAUUUUUUUAAACCCUUUAUCUAAGCAGGCUGGUAACUGUGGGGGGAAAUCAUUCACUAAAGUGGCCUGGAAAGCUUGGUUAAAGGAGGGUUUAUGUGAACUCAUGGGAUAUUUUAUGAACACUACAAAUCGUUUAAAAUGUCAAAAAAAGGUCUAAUCUUAGUCAAGAUUUGACAUUUAGACACUUUCCACAGCUUUUAUUUAACAAUUAUACCUCCUUUAAUGGUGAAACAUGUUGCAUCUCGGUCGAUGGAGAGUCAUACUUUGAUUUGUUUUCCUUUCAGAUAUACUGCAAACACAAAAUCAGAAGCUGCACACGGUUUUCUCUAGUGGCCUAAAACACUGAAGUUUACUGUUCCCCUCAAGUGUACAAAUGAGUAGUUUAGAGAGAGAAGGAAAAGCUUUAGAGUUGUGUUUUUUUUUACAUUUGAUUAAACUAACAAUGAAACUAAACAUAGAUUACAAUAGUUUAGGGUUCUAAAGAAUGUGAAAUCUAAUAAUCUUUCAGUUAAAACUGAGGAUUUUGACUAAUCUGUAGCAAAUAAAGACCUCAGACAGGAACAGCGAGGUCAGAUUUGGACGUAUAACACUAGCACUGACUAGCACUGAUGACAGUAUACUCCUACUAACAUUUGUCAAUUUCCAUAUUUGUAUUUUUUUGUAUUCAUUUCUACAAUAAAUCUGCAGCACUGUCUUGAAGCACAAACUAAAGUGACAUAAAACAGUGUAACGUUUCCCUACGACAUGUUUGCUGUGAAGCAGGUCUGUCUCUUGUAUCAUUUCGCUCCGAUAUUAAACCCUUUCAGCUGCUGACGUCACGAUACUUGAUGAAAUGAUGACGGAAACCAGCACCUCUGUCUGUGAGGCUUUAUUAUGGGCAGCCGAGGAUCUGUGUACAUAUCACUGUAGUGGCUGAAUCCAGUGUUAGUGUUUGUAUCGAAUGUAUCUGUGCUGAUUUUCUUCUAUUUUCUCUUGUUUUAUUGUCACUAUAAGACCAAAAUGAAUGUUGCAACUUCA